UGUUUUUGUAUGGUGUUGGGUGAAACUUUUGGUUUCUAGACAGACUGCCAUGCAAAAUACUUUUUCCGUUCCGUUUCAAAGUUUUCUUGUACAACUAAAACGAACUUGGGACCGCGCGUGUAAGGAUGAUGAAGGAAGUACCAUCUCAGUGGCAGAGUUAUGUGUUGGUCUACAGUAUUUGAUGGAGAAGGCUGAUAAGGAAAGAGAAAGUCGAAAGAUUCCACGUGCAAGUAUUUUAAGGGAUCCUUUCGUUCUUAUCAACUUGAGGCAUUAUUGUAUGUUAGCUCACGGAGCUUAUUCAGACAGUGUGACCGCCAUAUGUUCGAAAACACCGUUGGUGGAAAGUGACAUUGUUCAGUUUCAACUCGUUUCCAAGCAAGAGCAGCCAGCAUAUUUUUUAGCAGUAGAUCACUUAACUAGAAAUAUUGUGUUAUCUGUUUGUGGAACCAAGAGUUUCCAAGAUGUACUCACUGAUGUUAAUGUCGAGACAACAGAGUUUCUAGAUGGAUACGGACCCAAGGGAAUCGUUGCAGCAGUUUAUUGGUUACAGGAGCAGGUAAUGGUUACUAUUAUUGACGAAAUGUCAAAGUAUCCGGAUUACGGUAUCGUAUUGGUCGGUCACAGUUUGGGUGGUGCUGUGGCUACUUUACUGGCAUUACUUGUAAGAAAGAGAUAUGGAAUAUCCGUAGCUUGUUAUAGCUAUGCACCGCCACCUUGUAUAUGCCCUUCAUUUGUUCCUCUUACCAAAGAAGGUGGAGUAACCACUGUUAUUUUGGAUACUGACUUGAUCCCUCGCUUCAACCCUGAGUCAUUGGAUCUUUUGGUAGAACAGUUGAGAACAUUGGACUGGCAGCAAGUAUAUUUUAGUAAUUCCGAGUUGCAUUCAAAGUUAUUUGGCGUUGCAGUUAAUUAUUUGGGAGAAGAGACGACACAUCAACUUUCUCGACAAGUUUCAAACUAUUUACGAAAGGGACUACGCAAAGGUUCACAACAAGCGUUAGACUUUGGCAAGAAUAUUCUUCUAAGCAAAUUCGCUGAUAAUGGGAAUGUGAAAGAAAUAUCAAAGUGGCAGAAAACAGUGACCGAUAUUGGUCGUUCAUGUUGGUAUCAAUGCGAGGUAAAUACCAAAGAGAUGAAGCCUCUUAAACUCGCUGGAAAUAUAUGGCACAUUCAACGUGAAGAUAAGCGAUAUUUCGGUGUUGUAAGUGACCAAGGAGAGUAUUGGAAUAGAAUAGAACUUUCGCGCCAAAUGUUACAAGAUCAUCGUAUUUCUCAAAUACAAUUAGCUUUACAGCAAAUGCAAUUAGAAGAAUAAAAUAAUAGUUGUACAGUGAUGGCCGAAAUCAUUUUUUUCCUCUCGAAAAAAUGGCGCAGUGUUUUGAUAAAUCCGAAUGUUACAAA
Messenger RNA from Galdieria sulphuraria, 1401 nucleotides. RefSeq names its product lipase class 3 family protein. The transcript is spliced from 2 exons. Bases 50 to 1315 code for a protein of 421 amino acids. The record is from RefSeq and is a predicted model, not a curated record. Lineage: Eukaryota; Rhodophyta; Bangiophyceae; Galdieriales; Galdieriaceae. Gene Ontology annotation, biological process: lipid metabolic process.